This is a messenger RNA of Xenopus laevis (African clawed frog), 3268 nucleotides long. RefSeq names its product EGF-like-domain, multiple 6 S homeolog (gene egfl6.S). Gene Ontology annotation, cellular component: basement membrane; membrane. Gene Ontology annotation, molecular function: calcium ion binding. The record is from RefSeq and is marked provisional. NCBI's taxonomy places the organism in Eukaryota, Metazoa, Chordata, Amphibia, Anura, Pipidae.
AUUGUGUAUGUGAAGAGAUCUGUGCUGAUCCUGAGUUAAGAGAGGUGCAUAGGGGAACAUUUCUGUCUCUUGCUCAGUAACUUGUAGUCUAGGAUGGCUAUCACUGGGGGAAUGCAAAGCUCUGACAUGGUGCUGCUGCUUUGGAUAACUGUAAUUUGUGCUUGCUGUUCUUUUGUGGAUUCAUCAAGAAGCCAUCGGCAGCUCAUAACAUCUCCAAGUACAACUGGAGUAUGCCGAUAUGGUAUCAAAGCUGAAUGCUGCUAUGGCUGGAAGAGAAACCGCAAAGGACAAUGUGAAGCUGUAUGUGAGCAGGGCUGCAAGCACGGAGAAUGCGUGGGACCUAAUAAAUGCAAAUGCUUUCCUGGAUUUACUGGAAAAAAUUGCAAUCAAGAUCUGAAUGAAUGUGGUCUGAAACCACGGCCAUGUGAACACAGAUGUAUGAACACUCAUGGCAGCUACAAGUGCUACUGCCUCAAUGGAUACAUGCUCAUGCCAGAUGGAUCGUGUUCAAACUCAAGAACUUGUGCCAUGGCAAACUGCCAGUAUGGCUGUGAACAAGUCAAAGGGGAUAUCCGGUGCUUGUGCCCCUCAGGUGGACUGCAGCUGGGACCAGAUGGAAGAACUUGUAUAGAUAUCGAUGAAUGUGCUGUUGGCAAAGCUUCCUGUCCUAUCAAUCGCAGAUGUGUAAAUACAUUUGGAAGUUACUACUGCAAGUGCCAGAUUGGUUAUGAAUUAAAAUAUGUGAAUGGCAGAUAUGACUGUAUUGAUAUAAAUGAAUGUUUGCUGAAUACUCAUAAGUGCAGUAUUAACGCUGACUGUCUCAAUACUCAAGGAUCAUUUAAAUGUAGAUGCAAACAAGGAUUCAAGGGCAAUGGACAGGAAUGCUCUGCUGUUUUUAACAAGCCAGUAAAGGAAAGUCCUAAAUUCGGUGGAAGUGUCAAAGAUGCUAUCAAGAAGCUCCUUGCACAUAAAAACAGCCUGAACAGAUAUAACGAUAUAAAGAAUGUGAUACCCGAGACAUUUAUUACACCACCACCUAAAAACCGCUUGCAGCCUUUUGACUAUGAGGAUGGAGUUUACAUUGGUGGCAAUGACAAUGAUGAAGAAGAGGUAGAAGAGGAAGAAGAAGAAGAACUGGACGAAGAGGAUGAAGAAAAUGUGAUAGAAGAAGAAAAACUACUACGCGGUGAUGUGUUUGCCCGCCAGGUUAAAAGAGCAGCUGUUUUGAGUUCACAACCAAUAAGCAAUACAGAUCCAGUUCUGAAAUCAGAUGAGGUGUUAGUUGAUUGCAGAUUUGAUCAAGGAACAUGUGAGUGGAAACAGGACAGCAAAGAUGAUUUUGAUUGGAAACAUGCAGAACGUCACAAUGGUAAUGGAUAUUACAUGUCAGUUCCGGCAUCUACCAGUCAAAAGAAAGGCAUUGGUCGUCUAAAACUUAAACUCACAAAAAUCUACUACAAAUAUUGCUUGAUGUUUAUCUACCGCCUAGUGGGAGAAAGAGUGGGGAAACUACGGGUCUAUAUUGAUGAAAACAUCAAUCCUAUAUGGGAAGAAACCAAAAACAGGGAUGAAGGAUGGAGGACUGCAAAAAUUGAGAUACAAGAGUCAAGUACCAGAAAAAGUAGCAGUAUUACUUUCGAAGCUGUGCGUGGAAAGGACGAAGCUGGAAUAAUGGCCCUUGACAAUGUUUUCCUUUCAUCUGGUCCAUGCUCUGAUGAUUGACUGCUCGCCAUACUACAAUUUACAUAUGAUAAAAAAUCGCAGUUGACAAAGAAAAACUAAAAAAUGCUUUACUUUUCUUUCAUAUUUACACAGACUGUUUGUGAAAUGUGCCUUUUGAAAAUAGUAUGAAUAUUUUAUUACUUAAAAUAUUAUGUCUGGAUACCAUUUGAGAUUAGCCAUGAAUAUUUAUAUUGUUGCCAGGGUUGUAAAACAGCUUAAAAAAAAAGGUUGCUGAGCAAAAUGUACAAAAAUACUGAAAUGUCUCCUGGUUUCCUUUGUGCUAUUACUGUUAUUGUCAUUAUGAUAUGUAUUGUCAAAAUAAUCACACAUUGGGUGACAUAAAAACACAACUAUAUGGAAGUUCAAGAAGCAACUUAGGACACAAUUGAAUUGGCAUUAAUUUGCACAAACGACUGCGCCUUUUCUCCUGAAACUUUAACUGUGGUUUUUAAUGAGCCAUUAAGUCCUUCUUUCCACUCAUACAUCUGAUGUUGCAAACGUUUUAUUAUUAUCAAUGCAACACCUUUACUACUAGGGUGGUCUCCAACAUCAUCUCCGUGAAUGAGAGUGGAACUCAUAGUUCAUCAGCUGAUUGGAGUCUCACUGCUGUGGUACAGUCUGUAGAUCUGAAGCUUCAUGAACUCAACUUUCAUAAAGCGUCCUGUGUGAAGGAUAUUUAGUUGGAUCUAAAUAAGGAUGCUCACAGAGCACAGCUAUGCCUCUUCUGCUACCUUUAGUCUUUCUCUUUGUGGUUUCUUAAAAUCAGCAACACAAUUACCAGGCACUGGAGCUUCUUAAAAGGUUGUAUACUUGUAUACAUUUAAGAAGGUCUAGUGUCCUGGAGAAUUGUGUUGCUGCAUACAGAUUCAUGAGGUGCAGUUUCUAUAAUUCCAGAGAGCACAGAGAAUGUUGAAAUGAAUGGGUAUGAGUGCAGGUAAAAACUUGAACUGGCAGCUACCAAUAAAUUUAUAUCCUUAGAUUCCAAUGAAUUUAUAUCAGUAGCAGUGAUCUUUUCAUGAGCUAAUGAGUAAGAUGUCGCUACAGCUUGUACAUGAGCAUCUGAAUUUUUCACAGAGCAGUUCAAAACCCUCCAUAAGGUUAUUGGUUUAUUAUAUUUACUUUAUUACAGUGUACAGUAUAUAUAUGUCUAUCUCUGUCUAUAGAGUGCUAUGACAAGUACAGGGGUGCCUUACCCUCAUCCUCACUAUGCACCAAAUCUGACAUGAGGAAAAUACAUUCCCCUGCUGCAAGUGCUUUGAGAAUGAGCAGUUAAAGGUGAGAGUUUGCCCUCUUAGUGUUGCUGCACUUAUGGCAGGGGCAUAAGUAAAUGACCAAAUUGAAGUGAAUCAUAUUUUGGUUGACAGAUGCCUUCCAUUAAAUUGUGUCUUGCUUACAAACACAUAUGUAGUAAUUAAUACGUGUUUUUAAUUAACUAAAUACAAUACAAGUUAUUUAAAUAUACUUGAUUUAUUUUAACUGGAUAUUUGGUGCUAUAUGGCCUGGCCAGUGUGCAAUAGGCUUUUUUAAUAAAAAAUAUUUCUUCCAA